Echinostoma caproni is the source of this 453-nucleotide messenger RNA. The record is from the annotation of a GenBank genome assembly. Lineage: Eukaryota; Metazoa; Platyhelminthes; Trematoda; Plagiorchiida; Echinostomatidae.
AUGCAAUCAACUAAGUCCUCAAUCUCACCUCUUCCGCCGUCUAGUCCUUCUGUGGACUUGGAUCUAGACUCACGCAUAGAAAGGUUAAUCACCCGACCAACACAUACUCCAGAUCCUGUGCCUCCUCCCCCUCCGCCGCCGCCACCCCCACCGGUACCGCUUCCUCAACGAUCGCAUACAGACAAUGGUCACACAACUCACCUACCCCCUGCCCUUCUUGCUCGUCGAACGGCCAUAGCAAACAAAUUGGCUGCUGCCAAGGCACUAGGAAGUCAUGCAUCUUACGACGUGGCAGAUUCCAUCAGUUCCACUAUAACUGCACCGAAAGGCGAUGAUGAAAUUUACGAUCUUCUAGNUACAUUCAAAUGUGCGGCAAUGGUUUACGGAGUUCAUUCGCAGUGCUCGUUUGUGUUGUGGGUGGCACUCCUGCAGCCAUGUUUGGGCUCCUACUAA